This is a messenger RNA of Echinops telfairi (small Madagascar hedgehog), 2821 nucleotides long. It is a transcript of the gene NRIP3, whose product is annotated as nuclear receptor interacting protein 3. Bases 60 to 782 code for a protein of 240 amino acids. Gene Ontology annotation, biological process: proteolysis. NCBI's taxonomy places the organism in Eukaryota, Metazoa, Chordata, Mammalia, Afrosoricida, Tenrecidae. The transcript is spliced from 7 exons. The record is from RefSeq and is a predicted model, not a curated record. Gene Ontology annotation, molecular function: aspartic-type endopeptidase activity.
CUGCGGGGCAGCCGGGCAGCGGGGAACCCUCGGGCCACCGGGCCGCCGGCGCCUCAGCCAUGUUUUACUCAGGGCUCCUCACCGAGGGCGGCCGCAAGGAGACCGACAUGCGGGAGGCGGCGGCGCUGCGGCAGCAGCGCCGAAUGAAGCAGGCGGUGCAGUUCAUCCACAAGGACUCGGCCGACCUGCUGCCCCUGGACGGCCUCAAGAAGCUGGGCUCGUCCAAGGACACGCAACCUCAUAACAUUCUGCAGAGACGCCUCAUGGAAACCAACUUGUCGAAGCUCCGGAGCAGCCGUGUCCCUUGGGCCUCCAAGACCAGCAGACUCACUCAGGCCAAGUCUGAGAGUCUAAAGAAGUCCGAGGAUGAUGACAUGAUCUUGGUUUCUUGUCAGUGUGCUGGCAAGGACGUGAAAGCCUUGGUUGACACAGGCUGUCGGUACAAUCUCAUCUCCUCAGCCUGCGUGGACAGAUUGGGGCUUAAGGAGCAUGUCAGAUCUCACAAGCAUGAAGGGGAGAAGCUUGCUCUACCCCGGCAUCUCAAGGUCGUGGGCCAGAUUGAGCACCUCGUGAUUACACUGGGCUCCCUCCGCCUGGACUGCCCAGCAGCUGUGGUUGAGGACAAUGAGAAAAACUUAUCCCUUGGCCUUCAGGCACUCCGGUCCCUGAAGUGCAUCAUAAACCUGGAUAAACACCGGCUGGUCAUGGGCAAGUCAGACAAAGAGGAAAUCCCUUUUGUGGAGACCGUUUCCUUGAAUGAAGACAACACUUCAGAAGCAUAACUACAGGCUGCAGCUUGUCUGUGUGUGUGCAUACACACGAGGCUGACAGAGCGCUGUACCAAAUGAAGUCGCAACUCGCUGUGGACCAAGUCCUUCCCUGUAAUAGAAGCUUCAGGGGCUCCUUCCCACCCAGACUUCUCUAGACUGUAGUCUGUGCUUAGAGAUCUUGUCUGGUUAUAGCCAUUGUUUUCUACUCCUCUGACCACUUAAUUUGUAGACCUUUGACACUGCCAGGUCUCACAUUGGACCUAUUUCUCCGCUUCCUCCAGGCAUUUGCUUUUAUUAGUCAAGUCCAGGGGCUGCCAAGUUCCACUUCUCCCUGGGUACACUUGCUUCUUUUCCUGUAGCUCAGAACUGGACCUUUACCUCCUCCCAGCUGUUUCUAUGAGAUGCAGGAGACCAAUUAGAAUUUCUUUUGGUUCAUUCACUAAUAUUCCAGCAUGAAUCUGAGAAACUCCCAAAGCGUUCGUCUAGUCCCCCCAUUUCCCGUCAGGGUCCAGGGAGGCAGUGGAUGAUUAACCUAAUGAACCAAGCCGGUGGCAGAAAGGCACCUGGGACUCAGACCCAGCUUCCAAGCCAAUGUGAUAUCCGUCCACCACACCGCAUCUUUGUCUUCAAGCCGUUAGAGGAGGGUGAAGCAGCCAAAUGUGUGAAAAGAGUGUGCUGUAGGGUUGGGUCUUAGGAGGGCUCCUCUGAGGUGCCACUCUGGCUAAAAGUCCCCUGCCCCCAAAUGUCACAUUAAGGCCUUCAUCUGGGUGCCUGAAUGGGGGAGAUUACAAAGGUGAAUGAGAUGGUUUCUCACCUUGAACUUUUUGGAAGCGGGUAGAGGGAGGAACAGAGUUGAAAGUCACAGUAAAAGCUCUCUGAGAUGGCAUUGAAGGCAUCAGUAAAUAAUGUAGGUGUUAUAAGAUCCAAACUCUCAAAUACCUGGGCACAGGGGGAAGAGAGGGAGUUUUCAAAGCCCGGAGCAGGCACAGACUGGAAGGGACUGGACCCACUGAGAAUCACUUGGUGGGAGGCUUCCCAGAAGGAACCUUUCUGGGAUGGAGGUAAGAAUAAAACUUCCAAGCAAGAAGUUGAGGGUGAACAGUCUUCAGCUCUGCACUGGUAUGAGGAAGAAGGCAGGACAGGAGUGGGCAGUGUUCCUGGCGACCUUUUUUAAGUGCACAGUAUUCCCUGAGCCCCUCAAAAGGUUGGGGACCCCACGGGGCAUCUUGGAGCUUUCUUCUCGGGGUGUCCAUGUAAACACACAAGUAUCUAAUAACAUUUACGGUCCAGAAAGGAAGGGCUCAAAGAAGUUAGAAAUUGUUUUUUAAAAGGCUAGCUGUGAAUAUUCCUUUCAGAUAUUCCCACAAUUGCCCUUGGUUCAUGACACGAAUGGGUCCCCCCAAGAAACUCCAGCCUGUUUUUCAUCCCUGCCCUGACCAAAUUGCUCUUUGGAACCCUAAAUGAUUUUGACUCCACAGGUGUUUUUCAAGGCCUAGGGCCUUGGUGACCCUCAUCUAAAUCGGCAGCCCUGCUGCCAGGUAUCCCUGAGUUAUUUCCUGGGACCUCAUCCACUCUGCCACUAGAGGGAGCGCAAGGGAAAAGCCAGCACAGCGCCAGCAGAGGAGGACCCGCCUGAAGGGCAGCAGAGAUGAUCUCAGGGCCUCCUCAGCUCCACCGUUCUCUUACCUGUGAGGGACCUGCACUUGUCCCCUGAGGCCCCCUCGCUCUCUUCCCUUACCUUCAUGGCUCCACUUCAGGACAUCCUUCAGACCUUACUUCCUGACUUGAAAGUCCCACUCCGAGCCUUGACUCUUGGCCACAUUUAAGGCAUGUUGGAGUUUCCCUAUGGACCAAAGUACGGAGCCCUCAUGGUGUGGUGGGUUCCACACUGAGUUGUUAACUGCAAGGUGUGCACCUACCAACUGCUCCAAGGGAGAAAGAUGGGCUGUCCACUCCUGUUAAGAUUCAGUCUCAGCAAGGGCUCAAGUAGAAAGCAAAUGUUUUGAGAAUGAGGAUGGCCACAAAUGUACAAGUGUGCUUGACACAAUGGA